Saccoglossus kowalevskii is the source of this 7035-nucleotide messenger RNA. Its product is annotated as protocadherin Fat 4-like. Gene Ontology annotation, biological process: homophilic cell-cell adhesion. The record is from RefSeq and is a predicted model, not a curated record. NCBI's taxonomy places the organism in Eukaryota, Metazoa, Hemichordata, Enteropneusta, Harrimaniidae. Gene Ontology annotation, molecular function: calcium ion binding. Gene Ontology annotation, cellular component: plasma membrane; cell-cell junction.
AUGACUUCGCCAAAGUUUCGCAUAGAGACUAACACCGGAGUAAUCAUCGUAAGUGAUUUACUGGAUUACGAAGAAACGAUAAUGUACACCAUGACAGUUACCGCAACUGAUUUAUCUAACACUGUACCUAGAGAUGCCAGGAUCUCAGGAGCGGAUAUCGUUUGGUAUUUCUGUCCGGAAACUAUAGAUAAACCAAUUGAUAAACCAAUCGAUCGCAAAGAUAAGUGCUGGGAAUGUAGGUACUGUCAUUACAGAGAAUCCAACAAACUUUCCACAAUUCCACAAAGCGUGACUGUGACCAUUAAUAUUGAAGAUGAAAAUGAUAACGAUCCUACAUGCGACCCUAGCGUGUACACUAAUUCGUUGUCUGAGAAUGAUGCAGUGUCAACGGUAGCUGCGAAUCUCUUAUGCUCCGAUGCCGACAGUGGAGACAACAGUUUGUUGGUUUAUGACAUUAUCUCUAGUACUGAUCCAAAUGCUGACUUUACAGUGACAGCAACUGGUGUGGUGGAAACGGCUAAAACGUUAGAUUUUGAAACGACUCAGGCAUAUUCACUUCAUGUAGAAGUUAGCGACUCUGGAACGUCAGGUGCCAGAACGACGACAGUACAAGUUGGUGUGGCGAUAACACCGUACAACGAAGCAGCGCCUACCUUCACGGCAGGUCUCUAUUCCACCACCGUGUCUGAAUAUUCAAGUCCCGGAUAUGACGUCAUGGAUAUAGAUUGCACAGAUUCUGAUUUAGGUGACGACGCUACAAUGGAAAAUAUUGAAUACACCCUUCUUACCUCCACCGAUUACUUUUCCAUUGACAUAGAGUCGGGUUUAGUUGAAGUCAAAUCAUCUCUGGACAGGGAAGCUACACCAAGUGCCUUGGAAUUCAUCGUCCAAUGCAAAGACACUUUAACCGUUCCGCAACAGAGAUCUUCCACUACAACGAUGACCAUCACUGUCUCAGACGAAAAUGACAACACGCCUGUUUAUGAUCCUGUCACUUAUGAAUACGAAGUGCGAGAGAACACACCAGUAAACACUGUCAUUGGUCAGUUACUGGUAACUGACGAGGACGACCCAGCAAACACAGUUAUAACAUUUACUAUCGUCGGGUCGGGUAACAGUGAUGCCGUGUUCGCCGUCGACACCAACGGGGAAAUACGUGUCAAUAGCGUUACCAACUUAAACUUUGAAGUGACGAAACAUUAUACAUUUCUUGUGCGUGUACAAGACGGGGGAUCGUCUCCACUAAGCGCAACGGCAACAGUUGAAGUGGACAUUCUGCCAUACAACGAGCACACGCCUUCCUUUACCGAUGAUGGUUCAUAUAACUUUAGAAUAGACGAAGACGCCGCAUUGGCCCUUGACGUUGGUCAAGUCAUUGCUACGGAUAGUGACGACUCUGACUACGAAGACGGACGUAUUGUCUACAGCAUUAUUGAUGGAAAUGAUGAAGACAGAUUCUACAUCGAUUCCACUUCUGGUUGGAUCAAAGUAAAACAGAGUGUUGACCGUGAGAGUACGGACUAUUAUAGGUUAACUAUUCGAGGUAUAGACGAAGGUACUAUACCUCACGCACUGUAUUCCGAUGCAAUCGUGGACAUAUACAUUGACGAUGUGAAUGACAAUGUUCCAUUCUGCGAUCCAACAAUAUACGCAACGCAGCUGUACGAAAACGUUGGUUCCUCGGUAACAGUAGCCAUCGUUCUGUGCUCGGAUGAGGACGACGGAGUAAAUGAACAAUUAAAUUAUGCCAUAACCAGUGGCGAUAAUCCAAGUACCAAUAGAUUUUCCAUCAGUCCAUCGGGAAUUAUCACAACAGCUAUAUCGAGUCCAUUCGAUUAUGAGGAUACUAAAGAAUGGGAUCUGGUUGUACAAGAAUCCUUAAAUCGUGAGUUGUACCCAAGCUACAGCCUCGAGAUUUACUGCAUUGACAGCGCCGGCGUAUCGUCCCUGACAGCAACCGACAUUGUGAUUGUCACCAUUGAUGACUAUAACGACAACGAACCUUAUAUCAACCCAAAUAUUUUCGCAGAGGAGGUAUACGAGAAUGUCGGAGAUGGUUCUACGCUUAUCACUAACGUUUAUAGCUACACGACAGAUAGCGAUAUUGGAGUCAAUGCCAUGUUUAAUUUUGAACUCGAUGUUUCAAGCAACACCAAUGCUGACUUUAGUAUCGAUGCCUCCAGCGGUGAGAUAACUAUGCCAGGAGGGUUAGAUAUUGAAACUACUGAGUAUUAUAGUUUAGUGGUGUACGUAAAUGACCUCGGAACUCCUUCCCUAACGUCCACGGCAACGAUUAACAUCCGGGUAAUUCAAGUGAACGAAUUCACACCGGUCUGGCAGAGUGCCCUAUACGUAAGAUAUGUUCGCGAAGACAGCGACCAUGGGUAUUCGUUCCUACAGGUGGUCGCUACCGAUGACGAUGCUUACGAAGACGGUGAAAUUGUAUAUUCCCUGGUGUCUGGUUCGGAUAAUGGAUUACAGAAGUUCCACAUCGAUGCUCUCAGUGGAGAUGUUGAAGUGAAAGCCGCUUUAGAUAGAGAGGUGUACGACGAGUACACUCUGACUGCCCGAGCCACUGACCAAGCGACUACGCCAGUGGGGCCAAAGUAUGCAGACGUUACAAUAACGGUGUAUGUUGAGGACGCCAACGAUAACUAUCCCAUAUUUACUCCAACUGUAUACAAUGCCGAAUGGCUGGAGGACACUCAGAUCGGGACAACACUUGUUACAUUAGCUUGCUCUGAUAACGACUUGGGCGUGAACUCUGACCUUUCCUACCAGAUCACUGCGGGUAACGACGAGGGUAAAUUCACAUUAGAGUCUACGGGUUCUGGUGUGAGAAUAUUACUCCAACAGAUAUUAGAUAUAGAAAAUACUGCUCAGUACACCUUAACCGUGACAGCCUACGAUAGCGGGGUAGAUGGUGUCGGUAAUUCAUUGGCUCUUUCCGGUGACGCCAUGGUUACGAUUAACGUUCUACCAGUCAAUGAAUAUACGCCAUAUUUCAACCCAGCGUCGUAUUCUACAAUCAACGUUGAAGAGAGGACCACUAUUGACACUGUUGUUGGGCAGGUAUUCGCUGCUGAUGGUGACAUUGGCGAUUACCACGCUUUUCUGCGGUUCAGCAUUGCUAGUGGUAACGAAGAAAAUAAAUGGGCAAUUGACGAAGUAACGGGAGAAAUCCGAAUCGCAGCAUCGCUCGACAGGGAAACUACAGAUACGUACAACUUAGUAAUCCAAGUCUCGGACAACAUCGAAGGAGCUUCUGUCAUAUUUACAAAUACGGUAGACUAUAAUAUCUUAGUUGAUGACAACAAUGAUAAUCCACCAGUGUUUACACCACAGACGUACAGUAUAGAUGUUCUAGAGGGCGCUCUUCCUGAAACGGCUAUUGUGACACUGACGACGACAGAUGCCGAUCUGACGGCUAAUUCUGUGCACACGUUUACUAUUGAAAGUGGGAAUAUUGAUAACGUCUUCCGUCUGGACAAUAACAUCUUAAAGAUAGAUAAGAAACUCGACCACGAGGUUUUGGAUUUAUAUAAACUGACAAUACGUGCUCAUAACUUGGGUGACGCAUCUUCUGAACUGACCGCUGACGCCACGGUCACUGUGAAUGUUCUAUCAGAGAACGAAUACACGCCAAAGUUUGACCAUGAAACGUUCACUGUAUUCAUAUCGGAAGAUGUCAUUCUGGGAACGAAGGUUUUCGACGCUAAUGCCACUGAUUUGGACAAGGGAAGACACGGAGUGUUGUCAUAUUACGUAAUAGACGGAAACGAAUACGGCGGAUCACAGUUCCUUUGUAACAGAUACACUGGUAUGGUACGAGUCGGGGCUUUCCUUGACAGGGAAAGGAACGACACUCACUACCUGAAUAUAACUGUCAUGGAUGAUGGCAUCAAUGAAAAUGACACGUUUGUUGAUUUCAUGCUUUUGACUGUCGUUAUUGAAGACGUCAACGACAACUACCCGUUGUUCCCAAGUGACUUAAAUGAGAUAUAUGUGGACGAAAAUGUUCCAUCUGGCUAUCACUUCUUCACUGUCCAGGCCACGGAUGCUGAUAUCGAUGAAAAUUCUGAAAUUAGUUAUGCUAUUGUCGGGGGAGACGGCUGGGCGGCAUUCAGUAUCGAUCCACCAUCUGGCAAAAUACGCACUGCAAUCAGUACUUUAGACAGAGAACGCAAAGAGCGAUAUUAUCUUAUGAUCACCGCAACUGACGGUGGCACGCCUGCUUUAUCGACUUUGAAGGGACUCAUCGUGUGGGUGAAUGACCUCAACGACAACGAUCCCAUGUUCACUCCCAAUGUUUACGUGGUCAACGUACGUGAAAAUUUGCCCAAUGACACCGUUAUCUACCAGGUACGAGCGAGUGAUGCUGAUAUUGACAACAAUGCACUGUUGUCAUUCGCUAUAAUCAAUGGCGACGACAUACCUAGUAAGUUUGCCAUCAACGACGACGGUGAGGUGUCUCUCGUGGUGUCACCUGACCGGGAAGAUCAAGAAACGUACAUCUUAACUCUGGAAGUCUCAGACAACGGAACGGUAACCAGAACCGACACAGCCUCGUUCACAGUCAAUUUUAUCGAUGAGAAUGACAACGCACCCGUUUUCUCUUCCGACCCUUAUCACAUUGACAUUGAGGAAAGUGUUGCAAUCGGUACCACAAUUCUGCAUGUUCAAUCCACCGACGCAGACAAAGACAUAAACCGGUUAAUAAGCUAUCGUAUCGUCUCUGGAAAUCAGGCUGGUUCUUUUCGAAUUGACCAGGCAUUAGGUUAUGUAAUCACAGACAAGUUACUGGACAGAGAGAGUAUAGCAACCUACAAUAUUACCAUAGAGGCGUAUGAUGCCGGUUACGAGCCGCAAUCUACCAACGUCACAUUGUAUAUUAACCUAAUUGAUGUUAAUGACAAUUUUGCUCAAUUUGAUUCGUACAAUUAUACAUUUACUGUGUACGAGGAUAUAUUGGUUGGUGGAUACAUCGGGAAUAUUUCGGCUUUUGAUGUCGAUAAUGGAACAAACUCUCAACUUCGCUAUACAAUUGUAAGCGGUGAUUACGGUCAUUUCACGCUCCACGAUGUUACCGGGUACCUAUACGCGGGUGACGGUUUUGACCGGGAAUUAAUAUCACAGUACAUACUGGUUAUCAAAGUUAUUGACCUAGGUCAAAAGAUUAUGAUGCAAAACACGGUAGUAACGCGUGUCAUACUGGAAGAUGUCAACGAUAACAACCCAGUGUAUACUCAGAGUGAAUACGCGAUAGACAUCGACGAGAAUCUGGAAACGGGAACCUCGGUACUGACUGUCGUCGCUACGGAUAUAGAUAUCAACGAGAAUUCCCUCCUAAACUAUGCCAUCGACACCGAUGAUACGUUGGGAUUAGACCACUUUCAAAUCGACGCCUCCACUGGCGAGAUAACAAUCAACGAACCGACAGAUCGAGAGGCGAACGAGAUCAUCGAAUUUCACGUCAUCGCAUCAGACAACGGCGUGCCCGUUCUUACAUCUACUACCCUUGUUGUAGUUACCAAUCUAGAUCUCAAUGACAACAAACCAAUAUUCGACCCUUCCUACUACGUUGCUAGGAUACCGAACGACUACGGUAAAACGGAUGUACUAUUAGUGGUAGUAGCCACAGACGCUGAUCUGGACACUAAUGCUGAAUUCCAAUUCUCACUAGUUGAAUACACUGACGUGUUCCAGAUGGAUAUUUUCACCGGCGAGUUGACUUACCUCACAACUGCGUCGCUAUUGUUGGACACAUACAAAACGCACGUCAUAGCUAGAGAUUCGGGCGAACCGUCUUUGACCUCUGACCUUGCGACUAUUCGCGUUGAUACUUUUGACAAAGAGGGAUAUAGUGUUGACAUUCAGUUUGGAACAUCGUGCAGUACGUUCGAAUCAUUGAAAGCUGAAUUCAUAUCACAAACAAGUUCCCUGUUUUCCCCUGGAUUCAUCGGUGUCUGGGAUACGAGAUGUCUGACAAGAACGGCAACUACGUCACUCAGACGACGUCUUCUGGUCACUGAAGACUAUACCAUUAUUUCAAUCUACGGUAUGCGCACCCAAGAAACUGAAACCAUUGAUGGUAUUGACUCAGAAGCAGACUUUCUUACCAGGGAGGAAAUAUUACGCGUUUUAUCUGCAGAGGCACAAGGUGGCGAUCCAAGCAACGUGCUAUUGACAACCGCGUUUGAUAUUUUCGAGAUUGAGCAAAUAAAUCCUACUAUUCCAUAUCCCGAAGAUCCAACACCAUGGUACACAGAAUGGUGGGGUAUACUGACUAUAUGUCUGGCUGCAUUGAUUAUAAUUAUUCUAAUGUGUCUCAUCAUUAUUGUCUGCAUUAAACGACAAGGCCAAAAGAAAGAGCACAGACUACCAGCCAAUCAUCCACGAUAUAAUGAACCACAGGCAUGGGUUACGACACGACAAUUGGAAAAAUCAAAGAACCAACCACCCAAGAAAACAGAUGUUUCAUAUAUAAAGAAUACGAAAGCCAACGCAAACAACCCCCUACUGCUGCCCAGACCAACAAACACCGCUCGUAAGGCAGCAUUUGAGCCCCGGACUAACGUGAAGAAAAUCAAUACACCGCGUGAAGCUGAAAAGAACGCCGUGAAGACACCAAGACGUCAUAUCCGGUCAUCACAAUUGGAAACACUAGCUCACGGUGAACCCAUUGAAAAUGAUGUACUGUUUGAUGGGAAAGCAGUUGAUCCAGUUACUGGUAGAAUGUAUGUAUACAACACCAAGACAGGCGUAAAGAGGUGGGCAGACAACAGUAAUAUUAACAAAACAUACAGCAGAGAAGGCAAUCUAAACAACACAAGACACAGUACAAGUCAUGGGUAUCCACGCACCGUCAACGAUGCCUGGUCAUUCUGAAUCGACGCGUAAUUGUCAAUAUUAAAAUUGGUCAUUUACACAAUAUUAAUACAAAUAUUGUCAGUUUAAAAUGUAUAUUUCUGUAGUACUUCUGUAUAUACUUCUUUGUGUUGUGUUAUGAAUGAAUUAUAAUUAAACGAUAUCCGC